CGAGGGUCUCCCCGCAGCUGGGUCUCCGACGCAGGGCUCAAGCAAGACGCCGCAGAGGCUGGUCUCCGGCCGUUCCGCAGGGCAGGGCGCGGUGUCACCGGCUGCUCAUCCCCGCCCUUGGCCGCCCGGUCCUUAAAUGCCGAGCGAUGCAGGCGCCGCCGCCUCUUCUUCCUUCUCCUUCUCCUCCUCUUCCUCCUCCGAUCCGUUCAGCCGCUCACCAUGAAGCCGCUCCUCGCCGCGCUGCUAGCCGGCCUCCUCUGCAUGCGGACGGUGUCUUCGCUCGCGUGCUUCCAAUGCGACAAAGUGGACAGUAACAACAAAUGCUAUGCCAUACAGCACUGUGGGGAGAACGACCGCUACUGCGUAACAAAAUAUUUUGGUGGAGGUCGUGGUGAAAGUUACAAGCAACUGAUCAGCAAAGAAUGUUCUGCCUAUUGUCCUGAGGUAGGGGUUGAUAUCGGCCUGAUGGCUUUCUCAAUUAAUUGCUGUGAGCAUUCCUUGUGCAACACAAGUGGUGCCGUCAGUGUGAAGACGAGUUCCUUGUUGCUGCUGGUGGGCACCUUGGCCAGUGUCUUCUACAUCAUUGGAGCCCAUCUGUGAUGAGAGACUACAUGAGCUCUUGGCAGCUCCCCCAGGGAGGACUCGAACCUAUCCUGGAAAAAUUGUAGGUUAAAAAGAAUUUCCCUCUUGCUACUUGGCUCUGUCUUCAAUUCUUUCAACUAAUAGUCCAGCCUAGUCCUUGGUAUACCUCGGUUGCAUCCGAUCUACAUGGACCUUUACUUGGGUCAAGGGCCUGAUUCUCCUUCCUUCCCCAGUCAUGAUUUUGCAGAUGUUUUGUGAUUUCUUUGCAUUUGCUCCUUGCAAAUGUCAACCCACAUGAGUUGACCAAAGUUAUGGGCAGUAGAUAGCAAGAUGCAUUAUUAUAAAGUUGAGAAAUAGCCCUAUGGUUGGUGGUUUACCCCUCCUGGGAGGAGAACCUCAAGAUUUCCUUCUUGCUUGAAACAAUCUUGCUUGCAAGGAAAUCCACUUGGGGGAGGGGUGAUGAUCCCAGCUUUCUUACUUUCCACUUGGACCUUGAUAAGGUCAACUGUUGAUAAACUUGGCUGUCCCAAAUACCAAGGGAGUAUAUCUCAUGUGUAGUCCAUUGUGUAGAAGUGAAUGCCUGGUUUCACUCAACCGAGGGUUUGUAGGAUAAAUUGCCUGGAUUCAUGCAAUGUGCUGAGCCUUUAAAACAUGAUGUACAGUUGACAAGGAUUGGGUUUACACACAAUGUUCAGCCAGGUUGGGUUGGGUUUGGUCUUCCGCUGGUUGGGUUCAUGGUUGAAUAAGGGUGAUCUGUCCCCGUCCACACACACACACAAACACAGCCAGCUGAGGGUUAAGAAAGUACUUGGCACGCACACAGGCCGUUAUCUCAAACUUGGCAGCAAUAUAAUCACCGUCUGCCAAGAGCUUUUACUGAAACAGAUAACAUAAAAUUACAUACGCAUUGCAAAUAGUCCAGCAAAACAAUAUCCCUUUCGGCAGCUUCAGACGUUGUUCAAGUGACUAGCCAAAGUUCGUUUUUGUUCGUCACGGAGUUUUACCAGCCACCACCCUCUCUUAUAUAGUCUCUGGGGUGUGGUCCAGUGACUCAGUUCUAAUCCCUAGCAUGCCUCCUUAACUGCUGCAACCGUUUAUCACGCCUUCGUUGGGGUGGAUCCAGGAACGACAGAUCGCCUCCAUCACUCUCAUCGGAGACACCUGGCUCCUGGCUAAUCUCCUCUCCCUCGGCCGGCACCUGAGACAGUGCCAGAGGGGAGGGGCCUGGAGAGGGAGGCCUGGCUGACUCCUCUUCCUCAUGUUCGGAGCUUUCUUCCUCCGAUGAGAUAGGCUCAGAGGGCGGGGCCACAACAAAGGGUUUGUUUUACUUAGAGAAAGUGAAAGGAGCUUUUCUCAGUGAUACCGCCCAGAAUCACACAAUAGUAAGACGGGCAGCAUAUAAAAUUAAUAAAUAUAUUGAUACAUACAUACAUACAUACAUACAUAUAUAUAUGUAUUUUUCUUCAACCAGGUAUUUUCCUAUGUAAACCAAGUUUCUCAAAUUGCAGCUGUAGCUGCAAAAUGUAUGCUUGCUGUCUGAAGAAGCCUAGGAGAUUAUUCUAAAUUAUUCUAAAAAUACGAGUUCCAGGUAUAUUAGUAAAAAUACACACACACACACACAUGUUUUCGUAGAUUUUCACGGGUACAGGUAUGCAAGUCUUGGCGCAUUCAGGUCUUUUCCCGUGUAAGAUUGAGAGUAUCUUGGCGACGUUUCGACGAGGUCCCACUCGUCAUCAUCAGGCUGGUGUCUUCGGCUUCGUGUCUGUGCGAGCAAAGCGUGAUUGGAGAUGCCGCCUCUCGAUAAAUACUGUUGGGGAAGUGGGGGGUGCUGGCUCUGUUGCUGUAGGCGGGUUGGUUGGCUGUGUUGCUACAUCUUGAUUAGUUGCAGCUUCUUUUUCUAAAAUACCCAGAUUUUUCCCUAUCCAGAAGGGGAAAAGUAAUCCAAAUUGGGAAAAUAAGAAUGCCAUUCAAUCGAUUGAUUGCAUUCUCUCUCUUUCUUUAUACCCUUUGUAAAGUGUGUAUUUUUCAUAAUGCUUUCCAAACUGAAUAAUGUUAAUAAUAAAAAGGAUAUUAAACCUUU
This is a messenger RNA of Pantherophis guttatus, 2662 nucleotides long. RefSeq names its product lymphocyte antigen 6E-like. Gene Ontology annotation, cellular component: plasma membrane. Gene Ontology annotation, molecular function: acetylcholine receptor inhibitor activity. The record is from RefSeq and is a predicted model, not a curated record. NCBI's taxonomy places the organism in Eukaryota, Metazoa, Chordata, Lepidosauria, Squamata, Colubridae.